Molecule: messenger RNA, 1002 nt
Organism: Hibiscus syriacus
Lineage: Eukaryota; Viridiplantae; Streptophyta; Magnoliopsida; Malvales; Malvaceae
Exons: 3
Coding region: 1-1002 (333 amino acids)
Source: RefSeq, a predicted model, not a curated record
AUGGAGGAGGAAACUGAUAGAAGAUGUGAUGGGUGCAUGCUACCUGUCUCAACUCUGUUUUAUUAUUGCUCUGAAUCAGAAUGCCAUUUCUAUCUCCACAAACACUGUGCUGAGCUGCCAAGAGUAAAGCGUCAUUGGUUUCGUCAAUCUCCUGCCAAUCUCGACUCCAGAAGCUUCACGUACUGUGACUUGUGCCUUCGAUAUUGUAGCGGUUUCUUCUACGAAAUUAGAGGACUGGACGUUUGCUUAAGGUGUGCUGAAGUACGUGACGUGAUUGAAUUUCAAGGACACGAGCACUUGCUGUUUUAUGAUUUCAAAUGCAGGGAGCGAUGCAAUGGUUGUGGCGCUGACCCAGGUCCAUAUGGUGCAUUCAGAUGUGGAAAGUGCAGUUUUACUUUGGAUUUCAAAUGCUUAUCAUUACCACAAUCAGUUGUUCACAAAAUUGAUCAACAUCAGCUAAACCUCACCUAUCACGAUGAUAAUGAUUAUUCAAAGCAUCUUCAUUGUGAUAUAUGUGAAGUAAAAAGAGACCGGAGCCUCUGGUAUUAUUGUUGUUCGAUCUGUGAUACCUCUGCUCAUCCCGAUUGUAUUCUUGGAGAAUUUCCGUUUCUCAAGUAUGGGAUCACAUUGUCUCCUCGUUAUUGGCACACACAUCGUCAUGAUGUUCAGUUUCAUAGGAAGGCUGAGGGCUACCCUAACUGCUUGUUUUGCGGUCAGCGUUGCCGAAGAGAAAUUGUCAAGUGUGCGGAGUCUACGUGCAACUAUAUUGCUCACUUCGAAUGUUCGAUCCUUGUAGAAACAGUGCUUAAUUUGCCAAUUGCAUUGGAGAAGGGGAGAGAACGCGAGGAAGAAUUGGGGGAAGAAUUGGGGGAAGAAUUGCGAAUGUUAGGGAUUGAGCAAGAGAAAUUAAGGAUUAAAGCACGUGAGAAAGGGGCUAAGGAUUUACCUGAAGUGGAGCAGGCUGAUUCAUAUCAGAUGAUGGAGCCGACCCAAGAAGAAUGA